Prionailurus viverrinus (fishing cat) is the source of this 1581-nucleotide messenger RNA. It is a transcript of the gene CDSN, whose product is annotated as corneodesmosin. Gene Ontology annotation, biological process: skin morphogenesis; cell-cell adhesion. The transcript is spliced from 2 exons. Gene Ontology annotation, molecular function: protein homodimerization activity. The record is from RefSeq and is a predicted model, not a curated record. NCBI's taxonomy places the organism in Eukaryota, Metazoa, Chordata, Mammalia, Carnivora, Felidae. The coding region runs from base 1 to 1581 and encodes 526 amino acids.
AUGGGCUCCUCGCGGGCACCCCAGAUGGGGCGUGUGGGAGGGCAAGGAAUGAUGGCAUUGCUGCUGGCUGGUCUCCUCCUGCCAGGGACCUUGGCUAAGAGCAUCGGGACCUUCUCAGACCCCUGCAAGGACUUGCGUAUCACCUCCCCCAAUGACCCCUGUCUCAUUGGGAAGAGUGGUUCCAGUAGCUUCAGUGGCCACAGUGGCUCCAGCAGCUCCAGCAGUUCCAUUUCCGGUUCCAGUGGCUCCAGUGGCAGCUCUGGUGGUGGCCCCAGUGGUUCUGGUGUUUCCAGUGGUGGCUCCAGCGGAUCCAGUGUCGCCCAGGGUGGUUCUUCAGGAUCUUCGUUAUUUAAGCCAGGAACAGGGUAUUCCCAGAUCAGCUACUCCUCAGGAUCCAGCUCCUCCCAGUCGGGAAGCAGCUCCUCCCAAUCAGGAAGCAGCAGCAGCUCCUCCCAGUCGGGAAGCGGCAGUUCCCAGCCAGGGUCUGGCUCAGCUCUACCAAUCAGUGGUGAUUCUUCCCGCUUACUAAUAAGCUCUUCCCAGUCUGGAGAAGGCUCAAGCUCAUCUGUUUCCCAAACUUCCUGGAUAUCCAGUAGCGGUGGCGAAAGAGUCAACUCUAACUUACGCCCUUGUAGUUCAGAUGUCUCCGACUCUCCCUGCAGUGGGGGGCCCAUCGUCUCACACUCAGGCUCCUACAUCUCCAGCUCCCACUCCGUGUCAGGGGGUCAAAGGCCAGUGGUGGUGGUGGUGGAGCAGCAUGGCUCUGGUGGCCCUGGAUUGGCUCAAGGUUCCCCCUGUAGCAGUGGUGGCCUUCCAGGCAAGCCCUGCCCCCCUAUCACCUCUGUAGACAAAUCCUAUGGCAGCUAUGAGGUGGUGGGUGGCUCCUCUGACAGUUAUCUGGUCCCAGGCAUGACGUACAGUGGGGGCAAAAUCUACCCUGUGGGCUACUUCACCAAAGAUAAUCCUGUCAAAGGCUCUCCAGGGGUCCCCUCCUUUGCAGCUGGGCCCCCCAUCUCUGAGGGCAAAUACUUCUCCAGCAAUCCCAUCAUCCCCAGCCACAGCUCUUCUAGUUCCAACAUCUACCCAUCAGGAGCUUCCUCGGCUAUUGUGUUCCAGCCAGUGGGCUCUGGUGGGGUUCAGCCUUGUGGUGUUGGCUCUAAGGGGCCCUGCUCCCUCUCCAGUUCUGGAGUCCACAGCAGUUCUAGCGUUUCCAGCAGUUCAUCCUUCCAUCCCUGUGGCGGUGUUUCACAGGGGCCCUGCUCCCCACCAGGCACUGGCUCCUUUAGUGGCAGCUCCAGCUCCCAAUCCAGUGGCAAAAUCAUCCUUCAUCCCUGUGGCAACAAGUCCAGCUCUUCUGGUCACCCUUGCAUUUCUGUCUCCUCCUCAACAUUGAGUGGGGGUCCCGAUGGUUCUCCCCAACCUGAUCCUUCAGCUGGUGCCAAGCCCUGUGGCUCCAGCAGCUCUGGAAAGAUCCCCUGCCGAUCCAUCCGGGACAUCCUGGCCCAAGUGAAGCCUCUGGGACCCCAGCUAGCUGACCCUGAAGUUUUCUUACCCCAAGGAGAGGUACUUGACAGUCCAUAA